UUUUUUAACAUAAUAAGCGUUAAGCGGUCACAUCCGAAAUCCGCAUAAUGCAGCUUUGAGUGCAGAACGUUCGUACAUCCGUGUAUGAUUCGUUUCGUAUUUAAUACGCAAAGGAAGUUCUGCAAAAUGCUAUUUCUACGAAAUAGAGGAUUCCUGUCCUUUUACAUAGCCAACCAAACCGACAUGAAGUCCCGCAAAAUGAUAUUUCUACGAAAUAGAGCAUUCCUGUCCUUUUACAUAGCCAACCAAACUGACAUGAAGUCCCGCAAAAUGAUAUUUCUACGAAAUGGAGCAUUCCUGUCCUUUUGCAUAGCCAACCAAACCGACAUGAAGUCCCGCAAAAUGAUACUUCUACGAAAUGGAAUUUUCUUGUCUUUAAAUACCCGACUGAAGGCCUCCACCACGUUGCCGUUUUUUCUUCAAUAACCAUGGGUUGUCGUUACUUUACGGUGGAACUAACGUGAUGGUUCCUGAUGAUUCGAUUUUAGAAUUUUCAUACUUGCUGUCGACGUCGUACAUUUUCUUGUUAGCAGUGUCCAACGUUACACGAGUGUUAUGUAAGACUGUAGGCAAGAACAGCUGUCAUGCUAGGCUAGUUGUACUUCUCCCUUCAUCAGUGUUUCCUUUAGAUUCUGCUAUAUUCCUCUUGCUAAUUCUAUAGGUAAAGCACCGACAAAGCAGUGAACACAUUAGGUGCUAAGAUAAAGGUAUCCGGAAUAAUGGUUUGAAUCAUCCUCGGGUAUUAUUGGUAAAUCCUCAGUUAAUGAGAAUUUUUUUUUUUUUGACGUCGAUUGACAUGUCCUCAGAAUUAACCUCGGGUGCACUAUCAAAUAUCUACCCAUAACUGAGUGUGUGUAUUGUUUGUUUCAUUUGUCCUCGUUCACCGUCAUAAAUGAGAAACUAACAAGCGUGCCUGACCGCACGAGAGAGCAGACCUUCUGCAUGUGUUUGUGCUUCGCGGCGCGCAGGCAAGAGCUCGGCAUACCAAGACGGAGGCAUGAUUCCGGUGGCCAAGAUAGUGAAGAUAUUUAUAAGUAUUAUGAUCGAGCUUAAUAAAUCGCGCUCAGCUAGAGGCUCUAAAAAUAUUCUGACAUGUGAUGAAAUGCACUGAAACCAGGGCAAAACGUAAGGUCAUAUCAAAGGUGCUGGCUUACCGCCAGCGAUUCAUCAUAACGUUUAAUUGUUCUCAGUUCAGCUCCUUCUAUUUGAUAAUAGGCAAAGGCAUGCUCAAUGAAAUCCUGAAAUAUAUUGCAUCUGCUUGUAUGUUCAACUGCAACUCGCUUCAAGAUUUGUGUUGUGAUUUAUUGUCCAGUAUGAAAAACUCGUGCAUGCGAUUAAGAAACUUCUGGCGUUUAUUUCGAUGUAUUCUGUUUCACUUGUCGUGUCUAACGACUGGCUUCAGUUCAAUCUACCAGAAAUCUGCCAAGUAAAAAAACAAGCGUCGGACCAACAGCAAUUUCCAAGUUAGCUUAAACAGUAGCAUGUAUUGUAUGUACACUGUUGUUUCCCGUCUUUGAGAGGAGCAUUGGGGACUUUUAUUUGACGGGUGUAUUUUAAACUGAGAAGGAGGUUUUGCUGGAGAUGUUGAGGAUGAGCGAAAUCUGUUCAUGGAUUAUAAAACAUGGCAACAAGAUAUUAAACUUGCACGAAACCUGUCGAAAACCGCAUCAAUGUUGUAUCCAUGUGAAAAUGACAGGACGAAAACGCGCUCUCGAUUUUGUCGAAUAUUGAUGUGAUAAAUGGGGUAACUGUGUGUCGGGCAGGUUGGAGCCCAGUUGUCAUUUAAACUCAUGCUUGUGAUUGAAGAUUGGUCUCAGCUGUGUUUCUUCUACAGUGUAUGACACCAUUAUCAAAACAUUUCAAACCACAUCCGUUCUUCUGGCUCAAUUUAGCGCACCGCGAGGCAACAAACUGACAUUCACCAAUUAGCGUCGAGUGCGCGCGAUCAGGUUACCGUCCGCUUUCAUGCAGUUGUGCAUUUAAAUGUUCUCCAAACUUCCCGGACUGUCAGAUCAGUUGGUUAGACAAGAAGGCGUGGGAGGAUCACGAAUCCAAAGAAAAGAGAAUCGUCAAGAAUACCGGAUAACGAUGACGAAAUGGCUAGAAUCUCAGCUCUUGCUCGACCUCCUGUUGGCCUGGAGUGAGCCUGGACAGGAAGAAGACGACAGUAAACCGCUAAGUGAUUAUCUGAAACCGAAAUUCGACAUUCCACGAGAGUCCACCGAUCAGGUGACGAAAAACACCGUACAGUUUUUGAACUUAAAAAAAUGCUACGAAAAAGUUCAGAAGCGAUUCGAGGGCGUGUCGUCGCAAAGGCCUAUGGACUGCAACAUACUCAUGCUAGCUAAAUUCGACCCUACCUGGACGUCACGACGCAUCGAUGUUUAUGUACAGCGGCAUCCGGACAGUGCAAAACUCUGUGGAGACUUCAAUGGCCGAGUGAAGCUCUUGACUAAUGUGGAGAAGGAGAAUGAUGACACGACGUACUUUUCCGUGGAUCUCGAUAGCGUGUACAGAAGCGAUCGGAAUAUUCCCGUUUACAAACUCUCGACGGUUGAUCCUUUGCGAAGGAAUAAAUUUAUUCUCGUGAUACGGCUGGUAUCCGAUGGAGGAAAUACGGAUGAACAAUUCCUCAGCCCUGUUUUCCACAUUCGAAGUCGAAGAUCAACCAGAACGACCGCAAAGGCCGAACAAGACGAUCGUGGAUAAUUGAUGAGGGAUAUAUCAUGAUAUCCAUGGAUAUUUUCCUACCUUAAAUCGCACACACAGUCUUUUCAUCACGAUUUUCUUCCAUUUGCAGUUCAUCGUUAAACGUAGUCGCGUUUUCGCUGUGUAAAGUAAUGUUAUGAAACUUUUCUAGAGAUGUAUUACCUUAUGUGCAAAGCGAUGUUAACAUGUUCAUAUUUGAUAUAUAAUUGUUCAACACAAUUAAGAAAUUAAAAAAAAUUAACACAAAA
Molecule: messenger RNA, 2957 nt
Organism: Xenia sp. Carnegie-2017
Lineage: Eukaryota; Metazoa; Cnidaria; Anthozoa; Malacalcyonacea; Xeniidae
Exons: 4
Coding region: 1984-2709 (241 amino acids)
Source: RefSeq, a predicted model, not a curated record